Molecule: messenger RNA, 889 nt
Organism: Calliphora vicina (urban bluebottle blowfly)
Lineage: Eukaryota; Metazoa; Arthropoda; Insecta; Diptera; Calliphoridae
Gene: Prx6a
Product: Peroxiredoxin 6a
Exons: 5
Coding region: 62-730 (222 amino acids)
Biological process (GO): cell redox homeostasis; cellular oxidant detoxification
Cellular component (GO): mitochondrion; cytosol
Molecular function (GO): peroxiredoxin activity
Source: RefSeq, a predicted model, not a curated record
CAAGGACAUGCAAGUGAUCAGCUGUUCAUUUUAUGUUCCUUUGUAAAAGGUGUUGUGAAAUAUGUCAGGCAAAUCUUUGAAUAUUGGAGAUCAAUUUCCUAACUUCCAGGCUGAAACCAGCCAGGGAAAGAUCGAUUUCUAUGAAUGGAUGGACAAUUCAUGGGCCAUUUUAUUCUCUCACCCUGCCGAUUACACGCCGGUUUGUACUACGGAACUAUCACGUGUAGCUGAACUGGUACCAGAAUUUGAGAAGCGCAAUGUAAAACCUAUAGCAUUAUCUUGUGAUUCGGUAGAUUCACACAUGGGUUGGAUUGAGGAUAUAAAAAGUUAUGGGAAAUUGUCAUCAUUUGAUUACCCUAUUAUUGCCGAUGAUAAACGAGAAUUGGCUUUAAUGUUUAAUAUGUUGGAUAAAGAUGAAUUAAAUGCCCAAGGUAUACCACUCACAUGUCGAGCUGUUUUCAUUAUCGACAGCAAUAAGAAGUUGCGUUUGUCUAUUUUGUAUCCGGCAACAACGGGUAGAAAUUUCGAUGAAAUUUUAAGAGCACUAGACUCAUUGCAACUGACCAGCACCAAAUCCGUAGCUACUCCGGCGGAUUGGAAGCAAGGAGGAACCUGCAUGAUUUUACCAAAUUUAUCUGAGCAACAAGUAUUGGAGAAGUUUCCAAACGGUUUUACUGUUGUAGACGUGCCAUCAGGCAAAAAAUACCUACGUCAGACUACCCAGCCCUAAAUUAAUCAUUCCAUUUGAAACGUUUAAAGUGUAAAAAAUUAAUGUACACAUAUUUUUAUUUUCAUAAAAUAUAUUUGUUGUAAAAAAUUAAAUAUAAAAGAUACAUAAAAUAUUUUUUUAUAAAAUCCUGCACAAUAUAACAGAAGCAUAAAAGAAUAA